UUUUUUGUUGACUGUACAUUCUCCCCAAAGCAUCACCUUCUUCAUCUGGGGGGAUAGAGAGAGAAAGUAAGAAAGAGAAAGAAGGAGAUGACGGUAGCAGCAGGCAUUGGGUACGCAUUAAUAGCAUUAGGCCCUUCAUUAUCACUCUUCAUCUCUGUCAUCGCCAAAAAACCCUUCUUGAUCCUCACUGUUCUCUCCAGUACACUACUAUGGCUGGUGAGUUUGAUUAUACUUUCAGGGCUUUGGAGGGGUUUCCUUCCUUUCAAGUCUACAUCAUGGUGGCCGUACGGAAUUCUUGUCUUUACAUCUGUUUGCUUUCAGGAAGGGCUUCGGAUUCUUCUGUGGAAAGCUUACCUGAGGUUGGAGGACAUGUUGGAUGCAUUUGCUGAUAGGCUUUCGAAACCUCGCUUGUUUCUGACAGAUAAGAUGCAAAUUGCUCUAGCUGGUGGCUUAGGUCAUGGUGUGGCUCAUGCUGUUUUUUUCUGCCUUAGCCUCUUGACACCUUCAUUUGGACCAGCAACUUAUUAUGCUGAUAGAUGCACGUGGAUGCCUUUCUUUCUUAUUUCUGCAAUUAUUGCUCUAGCAUUUGUUACAAUUCAUACCUUCUCAAUGGUCAUUGCCUUCAAUGGAUAUGCUGAAUCGAAGAGAGUUGAUCAGUAUUUUGUUCCCGUAGUUCAUCUGAUUGCCGGAAUGCUGACGCUCAUUAAUUUUGCUCCUGGAGGGUGCAUGAUUUCCAUUCCCUUGCUAUAUUUUAUGGCUGCAUUGACACUGAUUCAUUGUGGGAAGAUGGCGUGGCGAAGAAUGGUUGAUGAACAGCGUAGAGGGAUUACUUUGCAGUAGCUGUACGUUGUCUUUCGUGCAAAUUCAUCUGGUAUUACUUUGCCAGUCCCACAAUGCUCCUUAAUUAAACCAUACUCUUCGAGUCCCACUACAGAAUCUUCUUCCAAUGAAUUAGCGAAUCUGUAUCUUUAUACAUUGUUCCUCUAUUGAGCAACUCGAUCUCCAGUUGUUGGCGGGUUAAACGGUCAGAUGUUUUAAGGUUCAGGUAGAAGGCUGCUAAAUGGGUGCAGUUUAUAAUAGUAAUUUACCUCAGGAUGUAUACUUUUAACAAUUACAGUCAACAUGUAAAUUUCACAAUUAGACGACUAAUUUGGUAACAUAUGUUUCUUACUAAUAAUACCAUGUAAAUGUUGUUGUAAACUCCAAAUCUUUUAACAUGCUCCUAUUUUUUGGUUCUCGUA
This is a messenger RNA of Spinacia oleracea (spinach), 1241 nucleotides long. RefSeq names its product gamma-secretase subunit APH1-like. The transcript is spliced from 6 exons. NCBI's taxonomy places the organism in Eukaryota, Viridiplantae, Streptophyta, Magnoliopsida, Caryophyllales, Amaranthaceae. The coding region runs from base 88 to 840 and encodes 250 amino acids. Gene Ontology annotation, biological process: protein processing; positive regulation of catalytic activity. Gene Ontology annotation, cellular component: membrane. The record is from RefSeq and is a predicted model, not a curated record.